CAGGGAAAAGGGUCAAGGCGCGCUUGUGACGUCAUUUCGGCGCGACCCUCUUCUUGGCGUAGAGUCUUCAGAUUGCUCCUGGGAACCAUGCCGAAAGUAGUGUCUCGGUCAGUAGUCUGCUCUGACACUCGGGACCGGGAGGAAUAUGACGACGGCGAGAAGCCCCUCCAUGUUUACUACUGUUUGUGCGGCCAGAUGGUCCUAGUGCUGGACUGCCAGUUAGAGAAAUUGCCCAUGAGGCCCCGGGACCGGUCCCGUGUGAUCGAUGCUGCCAAACAUGCCCAUAAGUUUUGUAACACAGAAGACGAGGAGACUAUGUAUCUGCGGAGACCUGAAGGCAUUGAACGACAGUACAGGAAGAAAUGUGCAAAGUGUGGACUGCCGCUCUUCUACCAAUCCCAGCCGAAGAAUGCUCCCGUUACCUUCAUUGUGGAUGGAGCGGUAGUCAAGUUUGGCCAGGGCUUUGGGAAGACGAACAUAUAUACUCAGAAACAAGAGCCUCCUAAGAAGGUGAUGAUGACCAAACGGACCAAUUUUUUUUUUUUUUUUUUUUCUGUCACUGUGUCUACCAUUGAUGAAGAGGAUGCUCCUUUUUUUUUUUUUUUUUUUUUUGCUGACUCAUAUGCACAGAAUGCCAAAGUGUUUUUUUUUUUUUUUUUUCGCAAAGGCAUGAGCAAGAGGCGACUGCAAGAUUUGGCUGAACUGUUUUUUUUUUUUUUUUUUAUGAAGGGGACCUUGAUUGACAACCAGCUGGCAGCUCUCCAGGGGCACAGUCCUCAGCCCCACCCUAGGCAGCACUCAGUAGAAGGACCAGCCCUCAGAGACUGGCUGAAUGAAUUGAUGAGUACAAGCCUGGCUGACAUUCAAGAUUUCUUGCUGGUGAAACAGAAGCACAGUGUGGAAUCCUGUGUGGAAGUGCUCGUCUUGACGUCUUGUACAAAGAGUGUCCUUCAUUACUGCUAA
Messenger RNA from Cercocebus atys (sooty mangabey), 963 nucleotides. RefSeq names its product chromosome unknown open reading frame, human CXorf56 (gene STEEP1). The record is from RefSeq and is a predicted model, not a curated record. The transcript has 8 exons. Lineage: Eukaryota; Metazoa; Chordata; Mammalia; Primates; Cercopithecidae. Bases 88 to 963 code for a protein of 291 amino acids.